Molecule: messenger RNA, 3231 nt
Organism: Condylostylus longicornis
Lineage: Eukaryota; Metazoa; Arthropoda; Insecta; Diptera; Dolichopodidae
Product: bis(5'-adenosyl)-triphosphatase enpp4-like
Exons: 6
Coding region: 192-1604 (470 amino acids)
Source: RefSeq, a predicted model, not a curated record
UUUCAGUAUUUAAUUAACGUCGUUAUAGUGUGCAACUUAUAAUUUAAUUUAUAAUAUUAAGAAUUUAUAUUAUAUAUUCAUUAAAAAAAAAUUAAUAUACAGGAAAAUAAAAGAAAAUUAUUUCACAUUUACAUUUAUGCAUACAAUCGUUUGAUAUUUUAAUAAUAAAAUAUUAAAUAAUAAGAAUAAAUAUGAAGAAAAUUCUAAUUUUAAUAAUAUAUUUAUAUAAUGUUUGUUAUUGUGUACCUGUUGAUGUCGUCGACACUGAUGGAGCAAAUAAUAACGAAACAAAAAUAGAGGAGAAGCAAAUCUUAAUUAUUAUAAGUUAUGAUGGUUUUAGAAAUGAAUAUUUACAUAGGAAUGUUACACCAAAUAUGUUGGAUUUUAGAGAAAAUGGUGCUUAUGCAGAUUACAUGAAAAAUGUCUUUCCAACAAAAACAUUUACAAAUCAUCAUUCAAUAGCAACUGGAUUAUAUCCUGAUAAGCAUGGCGUUUUAGCUAAUAGUUUGUACGAUACGGAAAAAGGACCACUAAAAUAUUCAUAUGAUUUAUUUCAUUUUAACCCGGAAGUUGUACCUAUUUGGAUUUUGAAUCAACAGUAUGGAGGAAAGUCUGCAUGUGUUAUGUGGCCUGGGAGUAAUUUUGAAUAUUUAAAUCAAACUUGCCAUUAUACUAUGAUUUACAAUACCUCAGUGCCAUUCAAUGAUCGUGUAGAUCAAAUGAUUACAUGGUUAACUAAAGAAACUGAUGCUCCAAAUUUAGUUAUGUUUUAUUCAGAACAACCAGAUAAAUUAGCACAUAUGGUUGGUCCAGAUUCAAGUAAUAUAACUGAUAUGGUAGAAAAAAUGGAUUUGUUAACUAAAUAUAUACAAGAUGAAUUAGCUAAAAAUAAUUUAAUUAAUCGUACAAAUGUUAUACAUUUAAGCGAUCAUGGUAUGGCUAGUACAUCACAACCUUACUUUAUAAAUAUAACAGAUUAUUUAGAACCAGAUACAUAUAAAUAUUAUGGUACAUCACCUGUUUUACAAAUUGUACCUGAAAAAGAAAAAUAUGAUGAUGUGUAUGAGCGAUUAAAAAAUGCUUCAAUAGAAAAUAAGAAUUUUAAAAUAUACACAAAUGAAAAUUUAUUAGAACGUUGGCAUGCAAAUAAUACCAGACGUUUGGGGCCAAUAAUUCUAGUAGCUGAAUAUGGAUAUGCAUUUGAUGAUAUGUAUAUAUUAGCAAAUCAUUUUCGAAAAGAAAAUAAUGUGCCAUUUACUAUGAAUUCAUCAUAUGGUGUACAUGGGUAUGAUAACGAAUAUGAUUUAAUGCAUGCAUAUUUCAUGGCAAAAGGACCACAAAUUAAAUCUAAUUUUAAAUUGAAUCCAUUUGAAACUGUUGAUUUAUAUGAACUAUUUAUUAAAUUAUUACAAAUUGAUGAUGUCAAAUUAAAUUAUAAAACAAGUGGUUCAUAUAGUAGAGUUUCAGGAAUUUUAAUUGAAAAUAAAUCAUAUUUAACAAAUAUAAUAGUCUCAGUAGUUUUAGCUGCCAUAGUUAUUGUGUUAUUAAUAAUAUAUGCUGUACAUCAAGUCAAAAAGCGUCAAAACUAUAAUGUUAAUAUUUGAUAUUUAAUAUUUAAAUAAUGAAUAUUAAAAUAUAAUUAAUCACUUUUUUUUUCUCUAUUAUUUGUAUGAAAUUUUAUUUUAUUUUUUUGGUUCUUGAAUAUUGAAGGCUGUUCAAAUGUAUAUAAUAUAUUAUUGUAUGUACGUGCAUCACGAUGUGAAUUUCAUAUUUUGCAAUAAUAUAAUUUUCUAUUCUUAAUUGUAUAAAAAUUUAAAUACUAAAAUACGAUAUUAUUUUUUUUAAUGUUCUUGUUUUUCUUUUUAAUAAAUUGUUAUCAGAAACAAAUUUUUAUAUUGUAUAAUAUUAUGUAAUAUUGUUUAUAUUCUAAUACAUAUUCUGAAUCAAAAAAAAUAUUUUUCGAAAUUUGUUUUUAAAAUAAGGUAAUGUUGUAUGUAAUUUAAAUAAAAAGAAAUUCAGUGCUGUUUUAUAGUUAUUGAAGAUAAAUAUUUGUUAUAUUACGUUCAGUGGAAAAAUAGACUCAAUAAUAGUUAAAAAUGUAUGUAUGUACAGAAAACAAAAAAAUUAUGAUAUAGAUGUAUGUAUAUAAAAGUAAAUAUAUAAAAUAUAUAUUAUAUACAAACUUUUAAAACAAAUAUUUUAAUUAAUUUAAAAUUUCUUUUUGUUUCAUAGUCCUGGUAAGUAGUACAAGCCAAAGAGAACUCUUAAUUUAAGAGCUUACCUUGAUAAAGAAAAAAUAAGGGAGUUUACAUACAUAUUUAAUUUUUUCUUAUUAUUCUAGCAUUUUCAAUUCUUUUUUAUGCGAUUUUAGUACAAAAAACAUAGACGUUUACUAUUUUAAAAUAUUUAGUGCAUAUUUGAGCCUACUUUUAAAUUAAAAAAUUUUUAGUAGCUUAGAGUGAAUGGUUGAGAAUUUAGAAAAAAGAUUUUUAGAUUUCCGAUUAUGUUGCAUGGUACGGGUUAUACAUACUAUUGUAGCAACCAAAGCCAUAAUCCUUGAACCAUGCUACUUUGAUUUUAAGCUAAAUUAUUGCCAUUAUUCAAUAAGAAAUUCUUUUUUUUUUUAUCUAAAUAUUUUUAUAAUUGUUUUCUUAAUUAAUAUUCAUUUAAUUUGUAAUUCCAUAAACUUUUAUAGCCAUAAACAUUUGGGAAAAAUCAAAAAUUUUUUGGUAAUGUUUUAUAUUUAAAGCUAUUGGCAGUACCAAUAUGCAUGAGAAAGUUUCCUUUUGAUGAAAUCUAAUGUUUAAUUAUAUUUACAUGUAUAAUAUGUUAUUGUUAACUAAAAAUAAAAAUGUAAAUGAAAUGGUAGUGAAAAAUGGGUUGACUACUGACCUCAGCUCAAUUGAAAAUGCAAACAUGUUAGAAGUGUAAGCGAAAUCAAUGCUUGUAAAAGUAAAAUUGAAAUGAACUGAAAAGAAAAAAAAAUAUUAGUCAAUAGGAGUUUAUUUAAUUUUUAUGGCUUUGUUAUUCUGUUAUCGAAAUUCAUUACAAGCUAUUACAGCUUUAUUUAAGUGACUAAAUCAGGGCAUAAUAUGCAACUUUCGCUUUAAAUAUUAAACAAUUUUUUUUUGUGGACAAGGAAUGAGUAAAUAAAAAAGAAAGAAUGUAAAUGGUUAUUUACAAAAAAUAAGAAUAUUUUUCUUUCUUAAAUUUUUAACAAUCAGUCAAGAC